Molecule: messenger RNA, 654 nt
Organism: Raphanus sativus (radish)
Lineage: Eukaryota; Viridiplantae; Streptophyta; Magnoliopsida; Brassicales; Brassicaceae
Exons: 3
Coding region: 109-477 (122 amino acids)
Biological process (GO): proton motive force-driven ATP synthesis
Molecular function (GO): proton transmembrane transporter activity
Source: RefSeq, a predicted model, not a curated record
UGUAAAACCUCACAAACGUCACAAGUCUAGAGAUUGAUUCCCCAUUGAUCCACAGCUGCUCCUGCACUCUCUCGUUCUUCACCAGCAAAGGAAACAGUUUUUGAGAAAAUGGCAUCAAAGUUGCUACAGCUUAAAUCAAAAGCCUGUGAAGCAUCAAAGUUUGUGUCCAAGCACGGCACUAGUUACUACAAACAGUUGCUGGAGAAGAACAAGCACUAUAUCCAGGAGCCAGCCACUGUUGAGAAAUGCCAAGAGUUGUCUAAGCAGCUUCUCUACACCCGUCUUGCUAGCAUUCCUGGACGUUCUGAGUCGUUCUGGAAGGAAGUAGAUCACGUGAAGGGCUUGUGGAAGAACCGGGCGGAUCUGAAGGUUGAAGAUGCUGGGAUCGCAGCACUUUUUGGUCUUGAAUGCUUCGCUUGGUACUGUGCGGGUGAGAUCGUUGGAAGAGGCUUCACUUUCACCGGCUACUACCCUUGAAGCAAACAAAAAGCAAACAUGCCGCCUUUCAUUUCAUGGCUGUGAUAUUUUUAGCAAAAGUUUAAAAUUUUAUUUCCGUCUUUGGAUAGUUAAGUAGACACUUAACUAAUCAUUUAUAUUACUCAUGCCUAGCGCUUAAUAAUAAUAUUAGUCGACAACUUGUUUGCUUUUUUCUUC